Molecule: messenger RNA, 2445 nt
Organism: Notolabrus celidotus (New Zealand spotty)
Lineage: Eukaryota; Metazoa; Chordata; Actinopteri; Labriformes; Labridae
Gene: fah
Product: fumarylacetoacetate hydrolase (fumarylacetoacetase)
Exons: 15
Coding region: 822-2078 (418 amino acids)
Biological process (GO): L-phenylalanine catabolic process; L-tyrosine catabolic process; homogentisate catabolic process
Molecular function (GO): fumarylacetoacetase activity
Source: RefSeq, a predicted model, not a curated record
AAAACAACUGUUUAAUAGUCGCCAGUGCUCUCAGCGCAGUUUGUCCUGACUUACUGACUGAGAGUUUGGUCUCCAUGUUUUUAAACACACUGUAGGCCUCCAUCCAAGAUGUUCAACUGCAACCCUGUCCCUGUCUUAUCACCUCCUCUGAUAAAGUCUGGAUACUUUACAGAGUUUUUUCUUGUUUAAAUGCAGUCUUCAGAGAGUUUCCUUAGACUGAUUCUAGUUUUCCAGAGACUUCUGGCCUGCUUUACUUGUUUUUAUGUUGACUGCAGUUUUCUUUUUUAACGUUUAUUAGUUUUUACGCAUCCCCUGUUCUCCAUUCUCACGCACCACGGCGUGAAGCCGACCGUUACACGGAGUGAGGCUCACCUGUUGAUCCCACAGAGUCGUUCAGUCUGGGCAAGGAGGAGGACCUCUUCUCAGCCAGCCGUAUGCGGACCUGCUCCCGGACCCUUCGGGCUCUAGCCAUCGGGUCAGGAGAGGGGCCGUCCGAUGGAACAACAUAAGCGGUGCGGGAGGAAUUGGGCUGCAGCGCGGAGAGAAAGCAGCCCUCUGCCACGGCUGUACUCAUACUUACAGAGGAGAGUAGGAACCUUAACCCUGCUGAAGAAAGAAACGCAAGGGAGACAGACGAGCCCGAGGUGGGUGCGGCGCGUCCGUGGUCUGGAAUAGGGCGGAUACUAUGAGCAGCCUGCUAUUGGUAGAUCAGAAAGAGGCGGGUUUCUCCACAGUUCAACAUCUGGAAGCCCUUACAGCAGGGGCUCAGUCAUUCAGUAACUCAGUCUCUCAGUCCAGAGUGGAGUACCACAGCCACAGAGAUGUCUUUCAUUAAAGUGGAUGCCGAGUCCGACUUCUCCUUUCAAAACCUUCCUUAUGGAAUAUUCUCCACUUCUGAUAAUCUUAAACAUCGCAUCGGGGUUGCUAUUGGAGACCAGAUACUGGACCUGAGUGUGAUAAAGUCUUUGUUUCAAGGGCCUGUGAUUUCAAAACAUCAGGAUGUCUUUGAACAGACAACACUCAAUGCCUUCAUGGCUCUUGGCUAUGAGGCCUGGAGGGAAGUCAGGAGGACCUUGCAGGUGUUGCUGUCAGCCAAUGAGAGCACGCUGAGGGAUGAUUUCAGCCUCCGGAGCAGAGCGUUUGUCCAUCAAAGUGUGGCCACCAUGCACCUUCCUGCAGACAUCGGGGAUUACACUGACUUCUACUCCUCCAGAGAUCAUGCCACCAAUGUGGGCACCAUGUUCCGGGGGAAGGAGAACGCUCUGAUGCCGAAUUGGUUGAGGCUUCCAGUGGGAUACCAUGGGAGAGCGUCAUCAGUCGUUGUUUCUGGGACCCCUCUCCGCCGGCCCUCAGGCCAGAUGAGACCAGACCAGACAAAUCCUCCAGUGUUCGGCGCCUCUAAGCAGAUGGACAUUGAGCUGGAGAUGGCCUUCUUUGUUGGUGGGGGGAAUCAGCUUGGGGAGCCCAUACCCAUAAAUAAAGCCCAUGAACACAUCUUUGGCAUGGUUCUGAUGAAUGAUUGGAGUGCCAGAGACAUCCAGGCUUGGGAGUACGUUCCUUUAGGUCCUUUUCUGGGAAAGAACUUUGGAACCACCAUCUCACCGUGGGUCAUCCCAAUGGAGGCGCUGUUACCAUUUGCAGAGGCCAACCCCAUUCAGGAUCCGGAGCCCCUGUCCUACCUGCAGCACCAGGAUGCAUACACCUUCAACAUCAAUCUCUUUGUGUCUCUGAAAGGACAGGGCAUGAAAGAGGCAGCAACCAUCUGCAGGUCAAACUUUAAGUACAUGUAUUGGACCAUGAAGCAGCAGCUCGCCCAUCACACAGUGAACGGCUGCAAUGUCAGACCUGGAGACCUGCUAGCUUCUGGUACAAUCAGUGGACCUGAUCCAGAGACUUUUGGCUCCAUGCUGGAGCUGUCCUGGAGGGGAUCGAAGAGCAUAGAUCUUGGAGGAGGAGAAACCAGAACCUUUCUGAAGGACGGAGAUGAGGUCACCAUCACAGGUUUCUGUCGGGGAGAAGGAUACAGAGUGGGCUUUGGACCCUGCACUGGAACCAUUCUUCCUGCACUGCAACACUGAAACACUCAUUUUGUCUAUGUGGGCAUUUUUUGUGCAGCAUGAAUACUGAAGCAUCCACCGACAGUAUUUCUGACCCUGCCUGUAGCUUUACAGCAGAUUAAGUUACCCUCAACCAGGUGUGCUAAAGAACGAUUCCUCUCACCCAGAAACCAUCUUUCUGUUGAAAUGUUCAUUUCUAUUUUGGUAUUAAAUUGGUAAGCUCUGCCCAGUUGUGCUGUUUUUGAUGUUUUUAUGGAAACCUCUGUGAUUUACAUUCAGCAUGGGUUUUUCCACAUCAGAGUAGGAGCUGUACGGUGACAGGUGUUACUGAUGUUCUGUGUCCUGGCUGCUGAUUUUUCAUUAAAUCAUUGAAUCUCUGUCUCAUUGA